AUGUGGAAAUAUCUCCUUGGCAAGGUUUUCGUGGCCAUCGGCGGCAAGGCUCAGAACCAACAGCAAGCGACUAGUGAUAGUGAGACGACAACGAUGGCGACAGCGGUCGAAACACGACCUAGUCAACCUAGUGGUCUGAUGGGGCUGCUCGGCAUCUUUGGCACCAUGAAGCGACAAAUUUUCGGCCCCUGCUAUGAUCCGUACCAGCGGGACCAGGUAGCACAAAAAAAACAAGAACAAGAACAAGCGCGUGACGAGCGACCAACCAAAGGAUGUUGGUCUCUUACCUCAUUGAUCGUGAACAAUAUCUCCACCAUGGCCUAUGAGCUCUUUUGGAACACAACAUCAGCACAACCGCCGGUAGCGGUAACAAGUUUCAACGAAAAACAGCAACAGCGACGUCGUCCACUCUUCCGUGGCCGGGAUAUUGACUUUACACAUUUCAAGACAUCGUCCGCUUGGGAAAACAGAAUGCAAGAGGCCGAACGGUUGAUUCGUGGUAUUUGUUUGCAAAACCAACAACAGCAACGAGACAGUAUAAACGAUCCCUCAGCAUGGGCUGUAAAUGCAGCCCUAGCCUAUCAACUUGCGCUCGAAGAAGACGAUAACAAAUGGGGCCUGGUGAACAAGGAGGAUCUCGAAGUCUGCUUCUUGGCACUCACGCCACCUCCGAAACCCAAACGCACUUACGUUACCAUCCCAGAAGCAUCUACACCACCAGGUGUACCUCACAAUUACCAGCAUCCACGCAAUCAUCCCCAUCUUUUUCAUGACGCAGUAGUACUAUCAUAG
Zychaea mexicana is the source of this 792-nucleotide messenger RNA. RefSeq lists its product as uncharacterized. The transcript has 2 exons. Bases 1 to 792 code for a protein of 263 amino acids. The record is from RefSeq and is a predicted model, not a curated record. NCBI's taxonomy places the organism in Eukaryota, Fungi, Mucoromycota, Mucoromycetes, Mucorales, Lichtheimiaceae.